Didymodactylos carnosus is the source of this 456-nucleotide messenger RNA. Lineage: Eukaryota; Metazoa; Rotifera; Eurotatoria; Philodinida; Philodinidae. The record is from the annotation of a GenBank genome assembly.
AUGCAAAACUGGACAGGAUUCUUUAAAACAGCUAAAUUAGACGAUGGCACUGUGGUAUUUGCCGCUCCAAUGGACCAAAAGGCUAAAUUACAUGUAGUCGAUAUCGAGGAUACAGGCCCCAUUAUUCGAGAAAUCUUGAACGAUCCAGAGAAAUUCGUUGGGCAAGAUGUUUGUAUUUGUGGCGAAGCAAUUGCAUUUGAAGAUCUGCCAAAACUUUUUACGAAAGUAACCGGUGUUCCAGCUAUAUCAAAAACACUAACGGAAGAAGAAUUUCGAUCAGCAUUGAAACAAAUGCAAAUGUCGAAAUUCGUCCAAGAUGAAUUAGUUGAUAUGUAUAAAUGGUUUGAAGAAUAUGGUUAUUAUGGCAAAGAUAAAGAUUGGACAAAUGGACAAAAGUUAACGAAAUUGAAUACAAUUGAGCAAUGGUUGAAGAAAACGGGGUGGAAAGGUGAUUAG